AUGAAAUUCGGAAAAGAAUUUAGGAUAUAUUUAGAAGAAAUUCUACCCGAAUGGAGGGACAAGUAUUUGUGCUACAAGCUCCUAAAGAAGCUCCUCAAGACCAUACCGGCCGGCGAUUCUGCCUUGAAUCCUCCGCCGACGGACGGCAAUGAUACGGCACCGAUCCUGUCGUUGCAGACGCUUCAGGAUUGGUUCGUUGGGAUUCUCAAUGACGAACUCGAAAAGUUCAACGAUUUCUACGUCGAUAAAGAGGAAGAUGUCAUCAUUCGCUUCCAGGCGCUAAAGGAAAGAAUUGAUUUAGUGAAGGAGAGGGGCGGCGAAGAUGGAGUGUUUACCUCGGAGACUGAAUUCAGUGAAGAGAUAAUGGAAAUCCGUAAGGACUUCGUCGCCAUUCAUGGGGAAAUGGUUCUGCUAAAAAACUAUAGCUCUCUUAAUUUGGCAGGUCUGAUUAAGAUUCUGAAGAAAUAUGAUAAAAGAACAGGGGGAUUGUUGUGCCUACCUUUUAUACAGCUUGCCCUUCGUCAGCCGUUCUAUACAAUCGAACCUCUCACGAGAUUAGUUAUUGAGUGCGAGGCAAAUAUCGAACUCCUCUUCCCACUUGAAGCAGAAGUCGUUGAAUCUACUGCUGUUGAACAGGCCAAGACAGGCGCAGAGCCUGCUAACGAUGCUUCAAGUAUUUCAGAGACAGCCCCGUUCCCUGAGGAGGAAGCUGUGGGUAUAAGCCGAAGCAUCGAUGCUGCAUUGAGAGCUGUAGAGGCCCUUAGAAAGGCGAGCUCUACAAACAAUCCCUUAUCCUUUUCGUCUCUCUAUGGAAGUUGGGAUAAUGACGGUACGGGUGCGGUAACAGCAGAAAAUUCGCCAUGUGAACCUUUAGAUACUUUGGACAAUGAGGAGGAUGCAAAUGAAGAUGUUACCAAUUCCCCCAAAUAA
Molecule: messenger RNA, 930 nt
Organism: Fraxinus pennsylvanica
Lineage: Eukaryota; Viridiplantae; Streptophyta; Magnoliopsida; Lamiales; Oleaceae
Source: the annotation of a GenBank genome assembly